AUUUUUCAUGAACUAUAAGUUGUAUAAUAGCAAAGCACUUUAUAAUUAUUUCCUCAUCAUCAAUCAAUAUCAAAAUAUUUCUUAAUUGGAGUAAGCAUGAGUAAUUUGAAGCCCACGUUGAGUUUUGAACAAGGAUGGCCUAUAUUGCAAGAUGAAGCUAUCAACAAAGUUAUCCUCCUUGUUGAAGAAGGCCACACUUCCAACCAAUUCACUUCUGAAGAGUAUAUGCAUUUAUACACAACAGUGUAUAGCAUGUGUGACAACAAUCCAGCUGGCCCUGAAGCUCAAAAACUGUAUCAGCAGUAUAAGAAAACAAUGGAAGGUUAUGUCUCCUCAAAGGUAGUUCCAUCUAUUCAGGGAAAGAAAGACGACGUCUUGCUACACGAACUUGUUAAGAGGUGGAAUAAUCACAAAAUCAUAACCAGGUGGCUUUUCAGAUUCUUUCAUUACCUUGACAGAUACUUAGUGCCUAGAAGGAGCCUCCCUUCGCUUCAGGAAACUGGCCAUUUGACUUUCUAUGAAUUGGUCUAUGGUGAAAUGAAUGAUGGAGUGAGAGAUGCUGUGAUAUCUUUGAUUAAUAGAGAACGCGAAGGAGAGCAAAUAGAUCAGGCCUUAGUGAAGAACAUUUUGGAUAUAUAUGUAGAGAUAGGUGGAGACACCAUGAAGUAUUACGAGAAAGAUUUUGAAGAAUCGAUGCUGAAGGAUACUGCUGUAUUCUACUCUAAGAAAGCCUCAGAUUGGAUUGCAAGCAAAUCUUAUGAGGAGUACAUGCUGAAGGUUGAGGAAUGCUUGAAGGACGAGGAAAGGAGGGUUCAAAGUUAUUUGAAAGACAUAAGCAAACAUAAGUUAUUGGAGGUUGUAGAAUAUGAGUUCCUUACUGUACAUGCAAGCAAACUAGAAGAGAAGAAACAAAUCAAUCUUGGAGCUGCUUAAAAAUGAAACACUUCUUGAAGAAGAGGUUGUGCCUUUAUGUGAUUUGAGUGUGACUACUAUUUGAUAAGUCCUAAAUAUUCAUUUUCACCUAAACAAGUUGUUGUACUUUAUUUGCUUUUGCUCUUUCAAUCCUUUAUAUAAAUGUACCUUGGGGAUAGUGAAUGCAUUUUAA
This is a messenger RNA of Solanum verrucosum, 1105 nucleotides long. Its product is annotated as cullin-1-like. Gene Ontology annotation, molecular function: ubiquitin protein ligase binding. Gene Ontology annotation, cellular component: cullin-RING ubiquitin ligase complex. The record is from RefSeq and is a predicted model, not a curated record. The transcript is spliced from 7 exons. Gene Ontology annotation, biological process: ubiquitin-dependent protein catabolic process; protein ubiquitination. NCBI's taxonomy places the organism in Eukaryota, Viridiplantae, Streptophyta, Magnoliopsida, Solanales, Solanaceae. Bases 97 to 933 code for a protein of 278 amino acids.